AUGGAUGCUCGUCUCGUCUUCGGCCAGCUCGUCACGCACGCGCUGAUACCCAUCUGCACCGACUCCGAGGACCCAGGCACGAGGAAGGCCAUCGAGGCAAUCCAGGAGAGCUCUCGGCUUCGCCGCCGUCCUCUGCCUCGGAGCUCUGCGGAUCACGCGGAGCACCCUCUCAGCUCACGCUCGGCUGUCCCAGCUUCUGCCGCCGACGCCGCCUGCAGCGCCGCCCGGGGCCACGUGCGCAUCGCGGAGCUGCCGCUCGAGGACUGCUGCGAGGAGCCCUUCGCGCUCGUGCUGUCCCUGUCCGUCUCGGGGACCUGGUGGCGACGCCACAACAUGCGCACUACCCUCGCCAAGGAUAUGAACACCCGUAUCGACGCUCUCAUGACAGAGAUGGCGUGCAAGCUCGCCCGGCGCGAGAGCGUGAUGGCCAACGCGGAACAGAGGGGUUCCAGAGGCUUCUUGCCGAACGCCAAGGCGCUCAUGAGGCAUGCCAUUCUCAACCCUCUGAUGUCCGAGUGGAUUGUCCUGUUCUGCCUGGAGCUGACCUCCCAGACCUCCGUAGAGUCCGUCAGGAACCCGAGGAACUACGACAACCCGUGCCCGCUCAACGGUGGUGGGAAGCGCGAGCUGCUGUUGCCCGAAGCUGGCUUGAAGCACCACCCGACAAUCCGCACCUGUGCGCAGAACCUCCGCAUACGGACGCAUAACCUCAACUCCCAGGCGAAGCUUCUCGCAGCAAACGAGACGAAGACCACGGAGUUUGCUGUGAUGACCCUCGGUGCGCUCUCUGGCCUGGGCAUGUUCAUGCGCAGCUCUGUCACGAGUGAGGCUGUACUUGACAUGGUUUCGAGUGAUACUGCCAUGGCGAUCCCCGGCGCUAUCGGCACUGCUGGCACUGCCAGUGCUGCCAACGAGGCGGUGCGCCACGCCGCGCCGAGCCCCUUGGUGCUGUUGCUGCUCCUCCUCCUGCGGCAUCACGGUGCCCUUCAGAAGCGAGAUGGCCGUUCGAUGCCGUCGCGGAGCUGCUGGCUGCACGCCGCCUUCUCGGCGGCGGGGCCGCGGCGCCCGAGGCCGGCGGCCGCCGACGGCGCCGACGGCCCCCCCAGCGGCGCGGCGCCGGGCGCCGCCGCCGCGCUGGGCGCCGCUCUUGCCGCGGUGCUCCUCUGCAGGUGGCAGAGGAACCGCGCCCAGCGGCCGCCCUUUGCGUGGGCCGUGCUGUCGGAGGAUCUGGUGUCCCAGUUCAUCAUAGGCGGCCCUUGGAAGGAUGUGGUAGAGAAGAGCGGGGACUACGAAAGAAGAGAUCUGGUUAUUCCCGUGAACUCGAAGGUGGAGAUGAGGCCUGGCGGCGUCUACCGAUGGGCUCUGGUGAUCGAGCACCUCAGCCGAGAGAUGCCCGAGAUCCAGUUUGGCAUCCAGGGUUGCGGCUUCGAGAAACCGUGGCGCCUGAUAACCACGACGCGGUGCUCGCGGGCCUGCGACGAGGAGACCUGGCAGCGGCGAGCCGAGGGCGACAGGGCCAUCCUGGAGCACGACGUGGUGCACCUGGAGCUCGACCUCACCAGCAGACCCGGAGUGCUCUCGAUGGCAGUCAACGACGAGCCCUUUGAGGUUGUCUUCGCGGACAUUGUCACGGACAAGCCCAUCAUGCCGGCGGUGAUGCUCGCUGGGGACGGGGGCAGGGUGCGCGUGCAGGCCACGCAGCGGCGGAGCUCGCCCCUGCAGAGGCAGGCCUCGAUGGCAGCCGCCGGCCAGCCUGAGCCCGAGCCUGAGCGCAAGGCCACAUCGAGCAGCAGCAGCCGACGGCGGUAG
Molecule: messenger RNA, 1809 nt
Organism: Prorocentrum cordatum
Lineage: Eukaryota; Dinophyceae; Prorocentrales; Prorocentraceae
Source: the annotation of a GenBank genome assembly